AUGAACGCGCUCAAGUGCUUCAUGAAGAAGAUCGCUACCGGCGGCGUUCUGAUGCACAUGAGCCUGCCGGCCUCCCUGUGCUGCCCCCAGUCGACCCUCCAAGCCCUGGCCCACCACCGCCUCCGCGGCGCGCCCUACAUGCACGGGGUGUGGCAGCACAACGACGCGUUCGUGCGGAUGGUGGCCGUGCUGAGGUGGUACCUGGCCGCCUUUAGUGCCGACCCCGACGGCAAGAAGCCCUUCAACCCGGUGUUGGGCGAGAGCUACCAGUGUUACGCCGACGGCGUGUGGGCGAUCUUGGAGCAGGUGUCGCACCACCCACCGGUGAGCGCCUACUUCAUGUUGGACAGCGAGCGCCGGACGUGCUUCUUCGGCCAGGCCGAGAUGUGCCUCGAGUUCAGCGGCAACGCGAUUGCUGUCGAUAUGAUCGGCCCCGCACGCCUGGUGCUGGGCGUCAAGAAGAGUCUCGCCCGGACCCAGACCCCAGCCCAAGCCCAAGCCGACGAGCACCGGGCGACUGGCGGCGGUAGCGGCGGCGGCGGAGGCGGCGAGCAGCAGCAGCCGCAGGAGGAGGUGGAGGAGGAGCGGGGCGAGGGGGAGUGGUGGGCGAGGUACGAGCACUACGACUUCAUCCCGCCCAUGCCGACGCAGGUGGUCAAGAGCCUGCUGUGGGGCAAGCGCCGGCACUCGUACAAGGGCGACGUCGUCGUGGCCUGCAGCCGCACCGGCUACUUUGCACACCUCCACUUCUGCGAGGAGGGACCCGAGGGAGAGCCGGACUUUCUGCGCGGCGAGAUCUACCACGAGCCCGAGCACAUGCUGGUGGCCCAGCUCUACGGCCAGUGGGACGGCAUCAUCGAGAUCACGCCCCUGGCCUCCUCCCUACUGAGGCUCGGCUCCAACGCUUCACUCGAGCCGCCUGAGCGUCCCGCUGCCCUGACGCGUGGCGACUAUGACGCGGCCGAGGCGGCCAAGGAGGAGGUGGAGCGACAGCAGCGCGAGAUGGUGCACCAGGCGACCGUGCUCACGCCCUGGGCCGGUAGUAGCUACUCGACCUACGCCGAAGCGACCGCAACAAAGAAGACGAAGAAGAAGAAGAAGCUGUUUCGGAAGUCGAGCACAGACAAGCAGCUGGUCGAGGCGUCAUGGGGCGUCGACGAAGAGGAGGAGAGGUGGAGGCAGAUGAACCCGGCGGUCUUCUUCGACCGGCACAGGGCGAGCCGGACCGGCAACGUCGAGUGGCUCGUGCGCUGGGACCAGGUCAGACUCGCGGCCGACCGCAGGGAGAACCUGCUGUAA
This is a messenger RNA of Acanthamoeba castellanii str. Neff, 1299 nucleotides long. RefSeq names its product Oxysterolbinding protein, putative. The record is from RefSeq and is a predicted model, not a curated record. Gene Ontology annotation, cellular component: intracellular membrane-bounded organelle; membrane; cytosol. The transcript is spliced from 8 exons. Bases 1 to 1299 code for a protein of 432 amino acids. NCBI's taxonomy places the organism in Eukaryota, Discosea, Longamoebia, Acanthamoebidae. Gene Ontology annotation, molecular function: sterol binding.